Dovyalis caffra is the source of this 1785-nucleotide messenger RNA. The record is from the annotation of a GenBank genome assembly. NCBI's taxonomy places the organism in Eukaryota, Viridiplantae, Streptophyta, Magnoliopsida, Malpighiales, Salicaceae.
AUGGCGUUUUGGUGGCCAUUGAUAGUUCUUGCUUUCGCCUAUGCGAUCUGUCGUUUCUUGUUAAUGCUUAUUCCGUUCAAUGUGCCUUCAAUCGACGUCGAUGCCUCUGAUGUUACGGAAGGGAAUCAAACGCAAGAGAACAGCUUCAUUUAUAUUCCUCCGAGAGGAAGAACGCAGCAAUCAGAUAAAAAGGUUCAGUGCUAUGAACCAGCAACGAUGAAAUACUUGGGAUAUUUACCUGCAUUGUCCCCUUCUGAGGUCCAUGACCGAGUGGCACAGGCAAGGAAGGCUCAGAAAAUUUGGGCAAAAAGUAGCUUCAAGCAAAGACGACAGUUUCUGCGGAUUCUUCUCAAGUACAUUAUUGAACACCAAGAGCUUAUAUGCGAAGUAUCUUCACGUGAUACUGGAAAGACAAUGGUGGAUGCUUCUUUGGGAGAAAUAAUGACAACGUGUGAGAAGAUCACUUGGCUUCUUUCAGAGGGUGAGAAGUGGCUAAAGCCUGAAUACAGAUCUUCUGGGAGAGCAAUGCUUCACAAGAAAUCGAGGGUGGAGUUUUACCCACUUGGUGUUAUCGGUGCCAUAGUUUCAUGGAACUAUCCUUUUCAUAAUAUCUUCAAUCCAAUGCUGGCGGCAAUCUUUUCAGGGAAUAGCAUUGUAAUCAAGGUUUCAGAAAAUGCAAGCUGGUCCGGACUAUUCUAUUUCAGAAUAAUCCAAGCAGCUCUUGCUGCUGUGGGAGCUCCUGAAAAUUUGGUUGACGUAAUCACAGGGUUUGCUGAAACGGGAGAAGCACUAGUGUCUUCAGUUGAUAAAAUCAUAUUUGUUGGAUCACCUGGUGUGGGUAAGAUGAUAAUGAGAAAUGCCUCUGACACACUUAUACCAGUAACACUUGAGCUUGGUGGAAAAGAUCCAUUUAUUGUGUGUGAAGAUGUAGAUGUCUCUCAUGUCGCACAAAUUGCUGUCAGGGCUGUUCUUCAAUCAAGUGGGCAGAAUUGUGCUGGGGCUGAGAGAUUCUAUGUUCAUAGGGGCAUAUAUUCUUCAUUUGUCAGUGAAGUUGCUAGAAUUGUAAAAUCUGUUUCAGCUGGACCACCCCUUGCUGGAAGGUAUGAUAUGGGGGCAAUAUGCUUGCAAGAGCAUUCUGAUAAGCUCCAAAACCUCGUAAAUGAUGCCUUAGACAAAGGUGCUGAUAUUGUUGCUCGUGGAAGUUUUGGCCAUCUGGGUGAAGGUGCAGUAGACCAGUUCUUCCCUCCCACUGUGCUUGUAAAUGUAAACCACACAAUGAAAUUGAUGCAAGAAGAGACUUUUGGACCAAUUAUGCCAAUAAUGAAAUUUAAUACUGAUGAAGAGGCUGUCAAACUUGCAAAUGACUCGAGAUAUGGGCUUGGCUGCGCUGUUUUUUCUGGUAGUCAACGCCGAGCCAGAGAGAUUACUUCCCAGAUACAUUGUGGAGUUGCUGCAGUUAAUGACUUUGCAUCAUCUUACAUGUGUCAGUCCCUGCCAUUUGGUGGUGUGAAGGACAGUGGAUUUGGCAGAUUUGCUGGCGUGGAAGGAUUGCGGGCUUGUUGUCUUGUGAAAUCAGUUGUUGAAGAUAGGUGGUGGCCAUACAUUAAAACCAAGAUACCAAAGCCUAUCCAGUAUCCUGUUGGGGAGAAUGGCUUCGAGUUCCAGCAGUCUCUUGUAGAAGCACUCUAUGGCUUGAACAUAUGGGAUAGGCUGCGAGCACUGGUCAAUGUUUUGAAGAUCCUAUCAGAACAACACUCUAGUGGCAGUAAAGGCAGAAAUGACUAA